Messenger RNA from Pisolithus orientalis, 891 nucleotides. RefSeq lists its product as uncharacterized. Lineage: Eukaryota; Fungi; Basidiomycota; Agaricomycetes; Boletales; Pisolithaceae. The transcript has a single exon. The record is from RefSeq and is a predicted model, not a curated record. Bases 110 to 757 code for a protein of 215 amino acids.
AUCGACACACCCACCCAUAGUAACUGCUCGCCGACCAGUGGAUCACCACAUCAUCAUAAUCAUCAUAUUAUCGUCCCGUUUUCAAUAAUCUAGCCGUAGUCCCACCUGAAUGGCUAACUCCGGUCAAGGAAAAUACUCGCUCCCAGAAGAGCUGCAUCGAUAUGUUUUGGAGCAGCCGCGAGAUACGGUGGUGGCACCAGAGAGAUCGAUAUCUUCGUCCUCCGAGGUUGGACCAUCAUCGUCGCAUGCAUUUGAGCGACAACAACAGCGUUUCUCAUAUUCGCCUGCCCCCAAUCCGAUGGCGUCACUGACGACGCCGGCCAUCUUUCCCAGCGAUGAGGAUGGUGGUGACAGAGCAUUGUCACCGCUGGACUCUGGAACACCGGGAGAAGACGACGAGUCGGGCUCGUAUUCAACAUCGUUCUCACGAGAGGCGAUUGGGGAAGAUAUUGGCGCGUCUUCAGUCGUCCCCCAGGUAGCGAUGACAAGAAAUUUGUCUAGAGGUGAGAUGGGGUAUGGCCACCUAGCACAGCAUUCAUAUACGAUCCCCCCACCCGUUCCCCCGCCUUACCCACUGCCUGGUGUACCAGGAUGGAGGCCGCCGGGAGAGGCACACCUGGCGCCCUGGCCAGCACAUGGGGGAAGAGAAUCGUACCGCGGGCUGGAGCAACGUGUAGAGGGAGGAGAGCGGUAUGAAUUAACGACAGGAGGGAGUCGGGGGUACGAGAUGGCUCGGUACGAGGCUGGUUUAAUUUGAAUGGUAUCUGGACGUACCUGAACGAGGAGAUCUCUAUAGAUCUGGAUAUUUCUCGAGGACUUACGAGGAGAACAGAAGGUCGAUGGCAGGGUCAUCUCACCAAGGUAAGCAUGGGAGAGACAAAAAAAAACCGG